ACACAAAGAAAGACAGAUCUUUAAAAUAGCUCUAAAUAGAGGACGCUCACGACCUCAUAAGUAUAACGCUAGGAAGGGAAUUUUGAGCUAAUCUACAGUUAAUACCAAUUUGUAAAAAGCUUGCCUUUGGUUGAGUGUGAUGCUAAAAAAAACCUGACCCACGCAUCGAUGGAAAAAUGAUCAUGGCUGAUUGUAAAAUGUGGGGAACACUCCUUUUAUCAAUAACUCUGUUGAGUGAUAACACUUGCCGUCCCAAUGUAACUCCAUGCACAAGGACAUGCAACACUGGUAGUUGUAGUUGUAAUUUGAAAUGUAGUGCACUUACUUGGUUUCCAACAUGCAGCCCCGAAACAUGUAAUCAGGAAUGCAGCAUAGGAAUUUGUAGUCUGCAUUUCGAAGAAUAUCAAACCGUUUGUAACAUGCAUUGUUAUGCUGUUCAGUGUGUACAGACGUGCGACACCGCCACAUGUCACAUGAAUAGAACUUGGCCAAUAAGUUUUCAGAAUAAGCCACAAUGCUCCGGGAAUGAACAAUGCUGUAACAGUUUCGUGUCGUUGGGGAACUUUUAUACUGACUGUGGUGUGGGUAAAAGCUGCACGUGCAUUAAAUUUUCCAAAGGCCAACGCAACACUUCAAAUGCUAUUACAUCUACCACGGCUACAGCAACUCAAGUUUUCGCAGCUCAAAGCUCAACAGUGCAGGGAACAAAAAAUUCUCAAGCUUACACUCCUUUGAAAACACCGUCACCGCCUUUUCUCUCACCAUCACCUUUAUCAUCAUUAUUGUUGUCUUCCUCGACAUCAUCAUCAUCAUUACCAUCAUCAUCGUCAUCCUUAUCAUCAUCUUCAACGGCAGCACCAUCACCAUCUUCGAGGUUACCAUCUUGGUCUUCAUCAUCGCUCACUAAGACAUCUCCGUCAUGGACUUUACAAGUAAUUAAGAAUGUGGCAAAUGAUUCUAUUUCUAAACUUAAUGGAAUAGACAUCAGGAGAAACAGUUCUUUAAAGGAGGCUGUACGGGUAUUUGAAGUCUUCACCGAUCGUUUACUGAACACCACAAAAUCCCACAGAGGCCGACUAAGUAACAGAGAAGAAGAAAAAAUACGAGAAUUUAUUUUUAAAGUGGCAAUCUCCUUUGAGGAGUUUGCUCUAGACUAUGGUAAAUACCAUCUAAGCCAGACGAAGCCAUCCACGAAGACCACAAGCCAAAAAAUGGUUAUGGGUAUUCAAAGAGGCUACCGCCAAAAUGCUACUGACUUCUUUCUCAAGGAAGAAAAAUGGCAAGCCAGCGUUAAUAUUUCCUCUGAGGAUUUUUCUGAAAAUGGGUCAGUGGUUGUUGGGUGCAUGUACAAGGAUCUCCAUGAAUUACUGGUGAGAAAUAAUUCCAUCAGGAAUGAAACUGGCAAUUCAAAGUGA
This is a messenger RNA of Stylophora pistillata, 1415 nucleotides long. RefSeq lists its product as uncharacterized. Gene Ontology annotation, biological process: cell surface receptor signaling pathway; G protein-coupled receptor signaling pathway. The record is from RefSeq and is a predicted model, not a curated record. NCBI's taxonomy places the organism in Eukaryota, Metazoa, Cnidaria, Anthozoa, Scleractinia, Pocilloporidae. Gene Ontology annotation, molecular function: G protein-coupled receptor activity. Gene Ontology annotation, cellular component: plasma membrane.